AGAACAUGAAACAGUCGCCAGGUAAAACGCGCCGCGGAGGGCGCUACACAAAGGUAACCUCUGACCCUCCAGAAGGUGGGUGGGGCAUCGUGGUGGUCGUCGCCUCCCAUCUGAUCAUGGCGCUAGUGCUCGGACUUAUCCGGUGUAGCGGGGUCUUCUACCAGAGCUGGAAGAACGAGUUCAACACCGGCGCCAAGGAAACGGCCGCUGUCCAAAGCAUCACGGCCUCCUUGUCCUCCUUCAGUGGCAUUAUCGGCGGUAUCCUGACCAAGCGAUACAGCUGCAGGUUUUCGGGAAUGCUUGGCGGGGCUUUAGCGUCUUGUGGCCUGUUCGUAAGCUGCUGGGUGGCCAACAUAUACCAGCUGUACGUCACUGCCGCAAUCACAGGUGCUGGGAUGGGAAUUACCUACAACGCCGGUAUAGUUGCAGUCGCCCUUUACUUCAAGAAAAAGUACAAGACGGCCAACGCCAUUGCCUUCUCUGGUUGUGGCACGGGGAUGAUCGCUGCACCACCACUCUUGCAACUGCUUUCCGAGAACUUCGGUUGGAGAGGAGCUGUUUUCAUCAGCUCGGCAAUCAUGGCGAACGGCGUAGCAUUUUGUCUCCUCUUCAGACCCCUCCCGAGGAGAGUGGAACAGUCCGCAGCGGAGUCAUCUGAAAGCGAUGAUAGGGCCGGUCCAUUCGCUCAAGGGGGUGUCUUGGUUGCAAGUGACGAGGGGGAUAAUGUUGAAGAGGAUUCAAUUACAGGAGAUGAUCGGUGCUGUAACGCGCCUGAUGAACUUCAAAAUACAAGCGACGAGAAUGUUCUAAGCGAUAUGAGUAAUAACAGCGGGUAUGUGCCUCCAAAAGAGGCUAAGAAAUUGUGUGUGGCGGCUACCCUGCUCAAGACAUACUCGGAAUUGUUGGGAUUAAACAUAUUUCUGAAGAGUUAUCGUUUCGCCUUGCUGUGUCUCCUGCAGUUCCAGUUCAGCCUGCCGUAUAUGGGAUUCGUUCAGUUCCUUAUUCCCCGCGCGGAGAGCCUGGGUGUGACGCCCUCCAGCGCCGCCUUCUUGCUCAGUCUCUUCGGCAUUGGUACCCUGCUCGGCCGGUUGGCCAACGGUGUGCUGAUCAGCUGGAGACCAACCGCCGAGCACGUGACGGCGGCCGGCAUGACCCUAGCCGGUUUGAGCAUGAUGCUCUUGAACGUGGACCACUAUGCCGUCCUGGCAGUGGUCUCGUUCGUGAAAGGCUUCGCCAUCGGCUUCCUUGUCGCCGUCAUGGUCGUCCUGACUCGGCGCUACGUUGGAAUGGCCAACUUCGCCCUCAGCGUGGCGAUUUUUGGUAUCUUCUUCGGGGCUGGGGUUCUCACUGGACCGGUCAUGGCAGGUUGGUUGCUGGACGUAACUGGGAACUAUCAGACCGUCUUUUAUGUGCUUGCCGGUGUGUAUUUCAUGUGUGUUGUCCAAAUAUUACUGCUUCCCCUGCUGAAAAGAAUCGAGCCAGGAAUUGACAUACUCCCAUCGGAUCGAUAGCAGCAAUUACCGUACCAAUGGAAACUUGUUUAGUAUUGUAAUAUAGCUCGCUUUUGCAAAAUUGAAUCAUUAUUGCCAUUGCAAUCGUUCUAUUUAAAGAAAUGCAUUGAUUUCGGCCACGUUCGUGCUUUGAAGAUUUUGUUGCAUUCGGGAUUGUUCUCAUUCAGCCUUGUCUAUUAUCGUUUGCCAUGUGUAAGAUGAAGAACCAGAUAGAACCCUCGGGGCUAGACUAGAGUUUAAUAGAUGAGCUUCCAGGAACAACCUUACAGACGCAUGCGCCAGACGAGGCAACAAGUCUCAUCAUAUCAGUACCAGAAUUUCAAAACCGACUCGGGUCGACCAAACUACUGUGGUUUUGGGCAAGCAAAGUGUACUCGCUAAUGUCCUAUUGACUAUGGCGACGUUAGAAAACAAAAACGAAGUAGAGUGGUUUCGAACGACUACACAAACAUUGCUGUUUUCUGAAAGCUGAAGAUGCUCUGGAAAAGGGAAUAAAAAAUAAUAAUUACCUUAAUUGCAGUACGAGGUGUGACCCUAAUGUGUCUUGGUGCCUUUUGCUUCGUAAGAAGUAUAAUGAAAUACACCCGAUACAUGUGCACCUAUAUUAUGCCCAUGAAGGCGUAAUGGUUGUGAUCCAGCUUCAAGACGACCAUGACGGUACAGUUCAUUUCAACAAUAAACCCUGAAGGUGAGGUCUCAACACCAAUGAACCCUUAAGGUUGUAACACAUGUAUAUUAAAAAUUUGCGUAGUGCCGACAUGGCCAGGUCUUUUUUGUUUGGGGUUGACGUAAAAGGACCGCAUAGGGACGGGGGUGCAAAAAAGGUUAAUUCUUCCUGAAAAGCAUACAGUGCACACAAAACAAAAACAAAAUGGAAGUGCACAAGUUACAUUCGAUUGUAUCACAAUUCGGAAACCUUGUCAGAACAAUGCAUUUAACAGCCAGUAAGUUAUACAAACUUAACCAAGUUCAUUGAUGUUAUCAGUCUCCAAAAAAAAAAAAUUAAUAACAACAUUUAGUGUAUCCAUCAUCAGGGCCAAUGACUUGUGUUGUGGAAAUGUAUACAUUGCAUUUUGUACUUCUCCAAUCUAAGGGUGAGGAUCGAGUGUGUCACAAUAUUUAGAGUUACAACGUUAUUAUAUUACUGUUAUUGUCGAAGAGCGCCCUCUCUCGAUGUGAAAUAAAGUGGAGUGUCUCGUGAAAAA
Molecule: messenger RNA, 2716 nt
Organism: Patiria miniata (bat star)
Lineage: Eukaryota; Metazoa; Echinodermata; Asteroidea; Valvatida; Asterinidae
Product: monocarboxylate transporter 13-like
Exons: 4
Coding region: 6-1511 (501 amino acids)
Biological process (GO): transmembrane transport; monocarboxylic acid transport
Molecular function (GO): monocarboxylic acid transmembrane transporter activity
Source: RefSeq, a predicted model, not a curated record